CCACCAAUGGCAGAGAGCGACGCAAGUUUAGCGGGGGAUUCGGUCCCCGUUUUCAGAGGAUCUGUUCGCGGGAAACACGACCAUCGGCAGCGGCGGCAGCAGUAGUGGAAGAAAGGAAAAAUACCACCAGCUUACUUUUCAAUACUGUUAAAAAUCACUUCGGAUCGUCUUCCUCUGGAGUGCAGGGAUGCUUUUCCGCUCUAUUGUUGACAGAGGAGUGGGCAGACGAAGGCAGAAUGAUCCUUGGCCCCGGUAUCCUCUGAGUUCUCUUCUGCAGGACUACCAGUGUGUUCGACACGAUGAGCACAUCUCCUACGGGAACCUGGGGGACUCUGUGCCACCGUUUGGAUUAGCUUUCUCCUCUGCCGGGGACCUGCAGAAUGUCCUCGCAGCAGCCAAUGAAGAAGGCAUUGUUAGGAUCUACAACACAGAGAGCCGGGAAACCCCACUUCUUAAAGAAUGGCUGGCUCAUGAGAACGCAGUGUUUGACAUUGCCUGGGUACCGGGGGAGUCUCAACUGGUGACUGCUGCAGGUGAUCAGAUGGCCAGGUUGUGGGAUGUAAAGUCAGGAGACAUGCUGGGCAGCUUCAAGGGCCACCUCUGCAGCCUCAAGUCUGUUGCCUUCACACCUCAGGAGAAAGCUGUGUUCUGUACUGGAGCCAGAGAUGGUAAUAUUAUGGUCUGGGACACCAGGUGCAGCAAAAAAGAUGGUUUCUACAGACAAGUGAAACAAAUCAGUGGCGCUCACAACAAAGCAGAGACAAACCCUCCCGCUAAAACGAAGAAGAGACGAAGCAGCACGCGUGGCAUGGCUCCCAGCGUGGAUACCCAGCAGAGCGUCACAGUGGUCUUGUUUCAGGAUCAGCACACCCUCAUCUCCUCUGGGGCUGUUGAUGGCGUGAUCAAAAUGUGGGACCUGAGAAAGAACUACAGCGCACACCGUCUGGAUCCUGUUCCACUGCAGACGUACCCCUACCCGGGUUCUUGCAUGCGCAUGCGACUGGGUUAUUCCGGACUUGUUCUGGACUCCACAAGAUCCAAUGUCAUGUGUAACUGCACUGACGAUAGUAUAUACAUGUUCAACGUCAGUGGAAUAAAAACGACUCCAGUGGCAGUUUUCAGUGGUCACCAGAACUCCUCUUUUUAUAUAAAGUCCACUGUUAGCCCAGAUGACCAGUUCUUGGCCAGCGGCUCAAGUGACAAUCACACAUACAUCUGGAGGAUCUCUGAUCCUCAACAUCCUCCCAUGAUGCUUCAAGGCCAUAGUGAGGAAGUGACAAGUGUUGCAUGGUGCCCAACAGAUUUCACUAAGAUUGCUUCCUGUUCGGAUGACCACACUGUACGGAUCUGGAGGCUUCACCGGGAAAUGGAUGGAGCACAGUCUGCAGUGGGAGAAGCCAACCUUGUGGGCUGGUCACGUCCUAAAUCUCCCACAAGCCCUUCAGUCAGAGCUGAGACAACUCCUGCCAAGACCCAGAGGACAGAGAGUCUUGGGGGCCUGGCCUCACCCCAGCUAGCUGUCUGUGCUCCCAGUGGAGCUGCCUUGCCUCUGUCCUCCAGCACCACUUCACCUAUCCAGUCUCGGGACGCAAAGCCUGCCGCUGUUCGCCAGAGAACACCAUCCUCUAUCAAACAAUGGUUAUCUCCGAGCCACGGAUCUCCUGGUCAGGUCAGCGCUCCUGUCCGCCGGGUGCUGAGCCCGUGUCCCCAGGGCCUGGCGAGCAGCACCUCUCCCACUGAGCGACGGGCCAAACGCAGGCUGGAGACCGGUGACGGCGCGUCUGCAGGCUGCGAGACUCCGGAACAAUGUGACUGUGUUACUGAACUUUACCCUGCGGCCAAGAGAAGCCGGGCCCUGUCUGGUAUCUGCUGCCCUGCUCCGGAAAGCCGGGUACAAACAGACUGUCACACGGAGGACAAGCAGGUCUCAUCUAGACAGAGUGGCAAGGAGAAUUACUCUCCCAGAGGAAAGGACUGGCUGUCUGUGAUGGGCCAAAACAUGAAGAGAGGUCAAGGAAGCCCGAGUACUCCCAGAAGUCCCAGUGCCUCAAAGAAACAAGAAUGCAAAACACCAGCUUCACCGACACUCCGCUCACCGCAAACCAUGAAGAAAAUCUCCACGUAUUUCACGAGACAGCCUCUUGAGUGACCUGCUUGAGCCAAUCAAAUGUUCUGCACUUCUGUUUAACAUGCUGUGUUUUUAUUUUGGGUAUUUUUAAACAGGACCUCUAAGAAAACACUGACUUAUGUCAAGGUUACAUAAUUACAUGAACUCUGGCUGCAAAGCGAUUUGACAGAGUCAUUCUGAACAUUUGAUGCUGCAGUUUUCACAUGCAGAGAAGCUUCUUCUUUUUUUUUUUUUUUUCCUUAAUCGGUUCACAAGUUUCUGCAUUUGCCUCAUACACAAUUUUCUUUUGCUGUGCUGAAUUACUCUGGUUGAGAAAUCAGGUUGAAUUUUGCAGAGUAAAACUUUAACAGAUGCAUUACCAUUCAAUACAAAGGGCCCAUGUGUAAUAAAGUUGUUCAGGAAGUUAGCCAGGUAGUAAAAUAUUUGUCCACAGGUGUGGACCUCUUAAAUUCUGCUUUGAAAAAAAAAAAAAAAAAAAAUUACCAUUUGUUUGCUUUACAUGUUCGCGCCCUUUUAUGAACUUCACUAAGAUUUAAACUGUAAGCUGGUCACAGAUCAGUAUGUAAACAAUACGUUUCUAAAGAAGCCAUUUAUUUCCUCAGCUCCUUGUGGAUUUUUCCAUGGGUUUUGAAAUUUUUUCUGCCAGUGU
Molecule: messenger RNA, 2777 nt
Organism: Xiphias gladius (swordfish)
Lineage: Eukaryota; Metazoa; Chordata; Actinopteri; Istiophoriformes; Xiphiidae
Gene: dtl
Product: denticleless E3 ubiquitin protein ligase homolog (Drosophila)
Exons: 15
Coding region: 188-2149 (653 amino acids)
Biological process (GO): mitotic G2 DNA damage checkpoint signaling; proteasome-mediated ubiquitin-dependent protein catabolic process
Cellular component (GO): nucleus
Molecular function (GO): protein binding; protein-macromolecule adaptor activity
Source: RefSeq, a predicted model, not a curated record